ACUAAAUCCUGGAAAAAUCGUUGGGAUCUCGCUGUUUCGGAUUUCGGAUCCGACAAAAAUCUUCGCCGGCGCCUUCGAAAAUCUCGAAGACCGACAUGGGAGGAGAAAACAAAUGGAAAAGCUCGGAGAUCGGCGAGCUCGCCGCCGAUAAUUCUUUGGAGAAUCGCAAUCGCCUGGUUGCUGAUUUGGAUUUCUCGACGUUUGAACGAGGAUCAUCUUCUUCUCCGGAUCGAAAGCGAGAUGAGAGAAGGGCGGAACUACCAGAUAGUGCAAUCGAAGUUGCACUCAGGAGGUUGGAAGAGCUCAGGAUCAAGGGAGAAGAGCCGCAGCUUUCGGAGGAAGAGAUAAGCUUCAACGAUCAGCGGCAGGAGGACGAGAUGCUAGCAUUGAAGGCAAUAUAUGGAGACAGUGUUGUAACUUUAGAUAGAAAGGGAGGCCUACGUUUGUUUCAGAUCCUGAUUCAUUAUGAAGUUCCUGAUGAUUUUAGUGUAUCUGCAAAGCUCGAAGGAAACUGUGAAGCCGGUUACGGGGAAGAUGAGAAUUCAGAUAGCUUCCUGUACACUUUCAAAGUUCAGUAUCUGCCCCCAGUUGUCUUGACUUGCUUGUUGCCUGUGUCAUAUCCCAGUCAUCAUGCCCCAUAUUUCACAGUCUAUGCUCCAUGGUUAGAUUCAAUAAAGAUUUCCAGUAUUUGCCGCAUGUUGGACGCUAUUAUGAUGGAGCAAGAAGGGCAAGAGGUUAUAUACCAGUGGGUUGAAUGGCUGAAAAAUUCUUCCCUUUCCCACCUUGGCUUUGAAGAUGGAGUUAUGCUUGGCGCAUAUGACAAGUCUGAGAAUAGAGAAAUCCGUGCGAUCUCUAGAAGCAUCUCACUGGAGCUUGUCAUUCCUUUCAUGAUUGGUUACAACGAUGAGAAAAGUCGUGAAGUUUUUCUCAAAAAUUUGCAGCUAUGUAUAAUAUGUUUUAACGAGUACGCAGGAAUCAACUUUGUUAGACUUCCAUGUCAGCACUUCUUUUGUUUCAAUUGCAUGGAAAAAUAUUCUAGGAUGCAUGUGGAUGAACGAACCGUGACUAAAUUGCUCUGCCCCGAGACAAAAUGUGUUGGUCUUGUUCCUCCCAGCUUACUACAAAAGCUACUUGAUAGUGAAACAUUUAAACGGUGGGAGGAGUUGACACUGCAGAAAACACUGGACUCAAUGACAGAUGUUGUCUAUUGUCCCAGAUGUGAAACGGCAUGCUUGGAAGAUGAGGAUAAUCAUGCACAAUGUUCAAAGUGUCUCUUCAGCUUUUGUUCUCUUUGCAGAGAAAGACGCCAUUUAGGCAUAAAGUGUAUGACUCCAGAGACGAAGCUUCUAAUUUUGCAGGAGCGCCAAAGUUCGUCUAGUAUCAAUGAUAUCCAAAGGAAGAAGGAGCUUGAAAUGAUAAAUGACAUACUUAACACCAGGGAAGCACUUCGUGAUGCCAAACAAUGCCCCUCCUGUAAAAUGGCUAUAUCACGCACAGGAGGUUGCAACAAGAUGGUUUGCCAGAAUUGUGGAAGUUACUUCUGCUAUAAUUGUUGCAAGGUCAUUGAUGGAUAUGAUCAUUUCAAGGAGGAGUGCCAACUUUUUCCACGUGAAGAGAUAUUGGCCUGGGAAGAGCAUAUUAAUCCACGGCAAAUGUUAGGGCAAUUACAAGCUGAAUUGCAUCCUGAUGCUGCCAACAUGUGUCCCAAUUGUGGCCAAAUGAAUGCAAAGAUAGGGAAAAACAACCACAUCUUCUGUUGGGCAUGUCAAACACACUACUGUGCUUUGUGUCGGCAGAAUGUUCGACGUACGUCAGAGCACUAUGGUCCCAAAGGCUGCAAACAACACACAUAGGCUUUGUUUGGACGGUUUUUUAACUGCUUCUUGAAUCAGCUUUCUAUUAUAAAAAUUUUAAUUUUUAUACUAAAAAACUGCUUCAAGCAGCAGUAAAAAAGCCGCCCCAAAACAAAACCUUAAAAUCCAUGAAAUAUGUAGAUUCCAGAAUUGGAAAAGAUGGGCAAGCAUCAAAAAUCCAAUCU
Messenger RNA from Dendrobium catenatum, 2038 nucleotides. RefSeq names its product E3 ubiquitin-protein ligase RNF14. Gene Ontology annotation, molecular function: zinc ion binding; ubiquitin conjugating enzyme binding; ubiquitin protein ligase activity. The record is from RefSeq and is a predicted model, not a curated record. The transcript has 7 exons. NCBI's taxonomy places the organism in Eukaryota, Viridiplantae, Streptophyta, Magnoliopsida, Asparagales, Orchidaceae. The coding region runs from base 96 to 1853 and encodes 585 amino acids. Gene Ontology annotation, cellular component: ubiquitin ligase complex; cytoplasm. Gene Ontology annotation, biological process: protein polyubiquitination; ubiquitin-dependent protein catabolic process; positive regulation of proteasomal ubiquitin-dependent protein catabolic process.